AUGUGAGUUUCAACAGUAAAGAACAGGGAAAUGAAGUUGUCAGACGGUCGGACAGGCCAACCCAGCGACUCUCUCUCCACAACUAGGCAGCUAGCAAGUUAGGUGACAGUCGGUCACGAGUAGAGAGAUUUUCAUGAAAUAUCCCAGCUAUGAAGGUCGUCCGUUUGAGCAACUUGUAGCCACAAUUAGCACACGUUAGAUAGCUACAGCUCCAGAUCUCAGAUAACGUUACAGACAUAUCAAAGUAACGUUACAGUGGAAAAAGAAAGUGGGGAUAACUUGCUAGCCUGCUAGCUAACCUUUAGCCACCGAGCCUCCUUCAGCUUCAAAACUAGAGUUCACUCGGAGAUUUGGGCUUGGAUUACCUUUCUUCAGUCAUGCCUUUUCCUUUCGGGAAGUCUCAGAAGAGUCCGGCUGAAAUAGUGAGAAGUUUGAAGGAGAAUGUGGCAUACAUGGAAAAACUGGAUGCUGGAGACAGUAAAAAGUGUGAAAAGGUUGCAGAGGAGGUGUCCAAAAACCUGGCCUCACUGAAGGAGGUACUUUGUGGAACAGGUGACAAGGAGCCUCAAACUGAAGCAGUGGCUCAGCUUGCACAAGAGCUGUACAACACCAACCUCCUCAUUGCACUUAUUGCAAACCUUCAGAGGAUUGAUUUUGAGGGGAAGAAGGAUGUGGUUCAUUUGUUCAGCAAUAUUGUGAGACGUCAGAUUGGCACUCGCACACCCACGGUAGAGUACAUCUCUACACACCCACAGAUUCUCUUCAUGCUUCUGAAAGGAUACGAGAGUGCAGAAGUGGCUCUGAACUGUGGAAUGAUGCUGAGGGAGUGUCUGCGUCACGACCCUUUGGCACGGACGGUGCUCUUCUCUGAAGAGUUCUACUGCUUCUUCCGCUACGUGGAGCUCUCAACCUUUGACAUUGCUUCAGAUGCUUUUGCCUCAUUCAAGGAUCUCCUUACAAGACACAAGAUUAUGUGUGCGGAUUUCCUGGAGAACAAUUAUGACAGAGUGUUCACAGAGUACGAGAAGCUCCUGCAUUCUGACAAUUACGUCACCAAACGACAGUCUUUGAAGCUCCUUGGGGAACUCCUCCUAGAUCGACACAACUUCACUGUCAUGACGAAGUACAUCAGUCGGGCAGAGAACCUGAAGCUGAUGAUGAACUUGCUAAGAGACAACAGCCGAAAUAUCCAGUUUGAAGCAUUCCAUGUCUUCAAGGUAUUUGUUGCAAACCCCAACAAGACUCAGCCCGUGCUGGACAUACUGCUGAAGAACCAGACCAAACUCGUGGACUUCCUGAGCCACUUCCAGACAGACAGAUCUGAGGACGAGCAGUUCUGUGAUGAGAAGAACUAUCUGAUUAAGCAGAUCCGCGACCUGAAGAGGCCCACGGCACCGGAGGAAGCUUAAAAGCCACAGGGAUGAGUGCUCCAUCAGGUGGUAGAGUUUAGAGGUAGUGGCUGGAGCUGCAGAGGGCUACAUGAGAGUCUAAAAGACACGCUUCAUUAAAAUUUAAUAUUAACUACAAAAUAUAGGAAAAAAGUAAAGAUUACUUCCUUCACUUUCUGUUUUUAGUGUGGAUAUGGAGGUGAUUUCCAUCCAGUGGGCCAAGAACUGUUAUUUAAACCAUAGUGUUUCCUCUUUAGUGAUAAUGAAAAACAUUUAGUAUGUUCUUGUAAUGUUGGACCUUAAACUGUUACCUUUCCACUUACAUUGUCGCUGGCAGAACCAGACCUUAGAAUGACAGAAACUUCUCCCCAUUCACAGCCAACAUGAGCUCUGAGGUGGUCUCAAAAGUCUUUUUUUUUUCCUUCAGAAACCUGUCUAUAUUUUAGAGAUUGAAAAGCUGAGAAGUAAAUAUAUUAUUUUUCUAAUGUAUCUUCAUGGUAAACAGUUUCAAAUAUACAGUAACUCUUCUCUCUGAACAUUGCUUAGCCUAACUAAUUGCAUAGGUUUGGAUUAUUGCCUUAUUGUAAGCUGUUGUGUUAUACAGGGACUUAAAUGAUGUUUAGAAAUACGGCUUUGUCAGGGCGACAUGUGGAUCAUACUGGCCAGAUCAGACUCGGCACACAGUCAUUUUUGGGGAUUAUUGUGUAGUUAUUAGGCCUUUGGUCGCAUUGUGUGAUGUUACAGAGGUCUGAAAUGAUCCUGCAGUGCUGAACUUGCUGAUGCAUUAGCUGGCACAGGAAGAGAAAAUCAAAACCAUAGAGGAAUCAAUUUAUUGUGCUGUGAUUUUUAGGCUGAGUUCACUGAGGCUUACAUGACUGAAAUAGAAACACGGCAUCAGAUAAUGCUGCAGGGUAGCAGCCAUCCAUUCACCGCUAACAUGGACAGCUAGGAUAUACAAAUUGAUCUCACUUGGAGCACUCCACUUCAUCCUCACAUGCUGAGCACAGAUAGCAAUAAUUCAUUUGAAACAAUGAUUUAACAAAUAAUUAAUUCAUGUGGUUUUAAAGUACUUGAUAUAUGCCAUCUUAGCCAUUUUUCCAUUACAGUAUAAGCACUGCAUAACACAAGAAAUAAUAUCGCAGUUUACACAGAAGCGUUGCACAAGGAUGCAUCACAAGUAUGUUGCACUGUAAAUCUGUUAUGUUCAAAUCAGAGCAUGGUAUUUAAGAUAAGUUGACACGUCAAAGAGACUUCAUACUAACUUUGGUUGGGAUUGCUUCUUGACUAAUUUUACUGAUUUUCUUUGACAUUUAUUGAGCUACACUGGCCUUGAGAAUUGGGCAGAACGAAGGGAAACUAAAACUAAAACGGAUCUCCUUAAUCUCAUUGCUCCCAUCCAUACAGUCAGUUACUUUAACACCAAAGAGUACAAAAAAGUAAGAGGGUGGCAGAUGCUGAAAUGUACACAGGGUUCUAAAUGUCGUGUAAUUUUCUGAUUUGAUUAUAAUGAAACGUUUUAUUGUAAUACACUGUAACAUAACUGUGAUGCAUCAGAAAGAUGCCAUUGUUAAAAUACCCACAUGCACUGUUAAAACAAGAAUGACUGUGUUUUGGAUGACAAGCACUGAGUUCCUCACAUGCAUCACUGAUUAGUUAUACUUUUUAAAAAGACUUGUGUUGAUAUAAUUGCCUUACUUCUGCCAUUGUCUCUAAAAUGGUAUAUUAGGGAUUUCAAGAUGUGUUGUCUGUGCGCACAGUCUUCUAGUACAUACCUCAUGGGAUUUGAGUUUGCAAAUGCUGCGUUCUCUUUUCUUUCCUUCCUAGACAAGAUAUUUUAUUUGACAUUUUAAAAUACACAACAGUGGUUUGUAUGCAUGCCUCAACUUGAUUUUAUAUAUAUAUAUAUCUAUAUAGAUAUAUAGAUAUAUAUAUGUUCAAACUUGAACAGGGACUGCAACCUGGUUUUCACAAUGGAAAACUAGAUUUUUAAACUUAAAUAUUUCAUUGGGUGGUGCCACACAAACGUUAAUUCAUAAUGAAUUGCAGUGUUGCACCUUGUCAUGAAUGUUGCCUUAUUUAAAGACAUUUUAAUGGAUCAUAAUGAUAAUGUAAAAUUCCAGACCUCUUAAAUUGUUUUUAAACCAAAGUGAAUAUAAAAAAGGUAAAAAUGUACAUUUCAAGUCCCAAAUGCAUUACCAGUUUAUUUCUCACUUCCACAUCUAGUGCAGUGAAGGUUUUUCUUUAACUGUGUCUCACUUCAAAUGUGAUCCUGGGAGUGUAAAUACACUUUUCAUAGACAUCAGUUGGACCACGAUCAGAAACUUUUUUCUGUUGUGGUUAACUGGCUUUUAAAGAAGCGCUAAUCACUAUUUGGUACACUGCACCAGAUAGUCACAAAGUCAAUAUCAGGCCUUUCAAGUUCCAUAAAAUAAUUUGAGAAAUCUGCUGUGAAUGUGGUACCUUAUGCUUAAAUACACAGACUGAAGUCCUGCACACAGUGAAUGGUCAUGUCACCAGUUACUGAAAGAAAGUUUGUAUGAAAGUGUGUUUGAGUAUCUUUAAAUAUCCCGAUGGCGAUCAACUCUGUAACUCCUUGCUGAUAAACUGAAGUUACAAAACAGGCUAACUUCUGCAAUAAUAUGCGAGAUGAUCAGACUUUUGUUUAACAAAAUUAAUGAGGAUUUUCAACAGAAAUACCCCAGAAUGUUUUCAGAUGGUGUUGGUGUGUAGAUCUGCACUCAAACUUGCUUGAGAUUUGGGUUCAAUCAUGACAUGCACUGUGUGAAGGACAUGCUGUACACAGACAUCCCACCAGAGGGAGCCGUUGACAACAAUGGGCACCUUGUAUUAGUGUGUAAACAAAGCAUUUCGUGUUUCUCUAACCCUACCUCGAGUUAUGAAUAUAUAAAUCACUGGCAAUAUUAUGUAGACAUCAACACAAAUCCCUUAAGAUCAAAACUAUAUAUUCCACGAUUUAGAGUUCUCUCUUUUAAAUAUUUGUUGUGCUUUACUUUCUUUUUUUUUUAUUCUAUUGCCUUAUAUUUUUUUCCUGUCUUUUUUUCCACACUCUGGAUAUUCUCUUUAUUUACCAUGGGAGCGAAUUAUGUGUACAUAACUUUAUAAAGGGUAAAAUUGUGAAAAGCAUUCAUGAAAAUAAAACUUUAUGGCAAUUUA
Messenger RNA from Seriola dumerili (greater amberjack), 4562 nucleotides. RefSeq names its product calcium-binding protein 39-like (gene cab39l1). Gene Ontology annotation, biological process: intracellular signal transduction. The transcript is spliced from 9 exons. NCBI's taxonomy places the organism in Eukaryota, Metazoa, Chordata, Actinopteri, Carangiformes, Carangidae. The coding region runs from base 378 to 1409 and encodes 343 amino acids. Gene Ontology annotation, molecular function: protein serine/threonine kinase activator activity. The record is from RefSeq and is a predicted model, not a curated record.